Messenger RNA from Fukomys damarensis (Damara mole-rat), 1642 nucleotides. RefSeq names its product forkhead box I3 (gene Foxi3). The transcript is spliced from 2 exons. Gene Ontology annotation, biological process: regulation of transcription by RNA polymerase II; anatomical structure morphogenesis; cell differentiation. Lineage: Eukaryota; Metazoa; Chordata; Mammalia; Rodentia; Bathyergidae. The annotation marks the transcript as partial. The record is from RefSeq and is a predicted model, not a curated record. Gene Ontology annotation, molecular function: DNA-binding transcription factor activity, RNA polymerase II-specific; RNA polymerase II cis-regulatory region sequence-specific DNA binding.
CCCGGGGAGCUGGGCUGGCUGUCCAUGGCCAGCCGCGAGGACCUGAUGAAGAUGGUGCGGCCGCCCUACUCGUACUCGGCGCUCAUCGCCAUGGCCAUCCAGAGCGCGCCCGAGCGCAAGCUCACACUCAGCCACAUCUACCAGUACGUGGCCGAUAGCUUCCCCUUCUACCAGCGCAGCAAGGCCGGCUGGCAGAACUCCAUCCGUCACAACCUGUCGCUCAACGACUGCUUCAAGAAAGUGCCCCGCGACGAGGACGAUCCAGGGAAAGGUAAUUAUUGGACUUUGGAUCCAAACUGUGAGAAAAUGUUCGACAAUGGGAACUUCCGUCGGAAGCGAAAGCGCCGCUCUGAAGCCAGCAGUAACUCCACGGUGGCCAUGGGGACAUCAAAAUCAGAAGAAGGACUGGGGGCUGGUGCAGGCUGGAAGCCAGAACGAAACAGCCCUUCCUCCCUGCCCCUGAAGCUCCCACAGUCCCCAGAGCCCCCUGAAGGUACCAAGAGUACUGCGUCCUCUCCGGGCUCUUCCCUGCUCAGCUCCACGCCCUGUCUCAGCACCUUCUUCAGCAGCCUCAGCACCCUAAGUAGCAGCAGCAGUGGCAGCGGCAGUGGAAGCACCCAGCGAGUCCUCCCCGGCAGCCGCCACCUGGGCAUCCAGGGUGCCCAGCUGCCCUCCAGCAGCGCGUUCCCCUCCACCUCCAUCCCUGAGGCCUCCUCCGACACCUUGCAGCUGAGUAGCAGCACCCGCAGCAGCCAGCGACCUUCCUAUUACAGCCCUUUCCCUGCCAGCAGCAGUGCAGCCCAGAGCAGCACCUUUGGCAGCCCCUUUUAUAACUUCAGCAUGGUCAACAGCCUCGUCUACCCCCGAGAGGGCUCGGAGGUGUAACGUGCCCCUUUCAGACAGAUCCUGCAGUUGAAUCAAGCUUCUGUGUGGUCCAGGCAAGCAGAGGACUCUUAACUCUCCAAGGAGCUAUCCUGGCUGUCUGGAUCCCAGCCUCUGGAUCUAUUCUGAGUCAGGCAGCCUGUGAGCCCUGUGCAGGCCAGGCCCAUCUCUGUUCUGUUUGUCUCUGUGUCCCAGGGUGGCAGGCCCAAAUGUGUCCCAGCAGCUCCAAAACAUGAAAACCACAGCACCUGGCACCUGAAGCAGUAGAGAGCUGGGCGGAAGCCUGCUGUGAGCAGCUGGUGGCCUUCUACAUAGCAGGGCGAUGAUAUUUUAGAAAAGCCAGAUAAUCUGGAUUUUUGUAGAAAAUGCCACAGAUCGUUGGACUUAUGUGCAGCUCACAGGUGUCCCCUGUCUGGUAUCUGGUGGUCACCAGUAGCAAUAAAAGUACGAGUAGCACUGUGUUCCAAGUACUGGUGUAGACGCCUGGACACACAUCUUAACCCACCAUCCUCAUAGCAACCAGAGGAGAUAGGUCUGACCAGCUCUCGUUUCUGUUUUGAGGGAAGGAGGACUCUGAGAUGUUAGCUGACUUGCCCCUAGUCACACAGGAUAUUGUAGAGCCGGGUAGAGCUAGUGCUUAUAACUUAGUGUUCUAGCUCCUAAAAUCAGCCAGCCUCGUGGGCCGAUUUCUGUAACAACAGAAGCGGGUAGGAAUAGAGCUGGAUCUUACCUAACCAAAGAUUCUAGUUAAAAAAUACCC